GCGACCUUGUCACCGGGCCGGUGGCUGGCCACGUGACCGGCAGGGGCGGUCCUCUGUGGGGACUCUCCAGCCCCGCUCACCAGUGGGCGGAAGCGGGGACUGGCUACUUGGGUGGCACGCUCUGGGUCUGGGAACAUGGCCAGAAAGGCGCUCAAGCUUGCUUCAUGGACUGGCGCGGCUCUGGCUGCCUCGGGCUUCUACCUUUACAGUAACAAGUACUUGGAUCCUAAUGACUUCGGUGCUAUCAGGGUGGGCCGAGCAGUUGCCACGACAGCUGUCAUCAGUUACGACUAUCUCACCUCCCUGAGGAGUGUCCCCUAUGGUUCCGAGGAGUACUUGCAGCUUCGAUCCAAGGUGCACCUCCGUUCUGCCAGGCGUCUCUGUGAGCUCUGCUGUGCCAACCGGGGCACUUUCAUCAAGGUGGGCCAGCACCUGGGAGCCUUGGACUAUCUGCUUCCGGAGGAGUACACCAGCACCCUGAAGGUGCUCCACAGCCAGGCCCCGCAGAGCAGCAUGCAUGAGGUCCGCCAGGUCAUCCGCGAGGACCUGGGCAAGGAGAUCCAUGAUUUGUUUGUGAGCUUUGACGACACCCCCCUGGGGGCCGCCUCCCUGGCCCAGGUCCACAAGGCGGUGCUGCGUGAUGGGCGGACCGUGGCCGUAAAGGUCCAGCAUCCAAAGGUGCAGUCUCAGAGCUCGAAGGACAUUCUCCUGAUGGAGGUGCUUGUCCUGGCUGUGAAGCAGCUGUUUCCAGAGUUUGAGUUCAUGUGGCUGGUGGAGGAAGCCAAGAAGAACCUCCCUUUGGAGCUGGAUUUCCUCAAUGAAGGGAGGAAUGCCGAGAAAGUGGCCCAAAUGCUCAAAGACUUUGACUUCUUAAAGGUUCCCCGCAUCUACUGGGAGCUGUCCACCAAGCGGGUCCUUCUGAUGGAGUUUGUGGAUGGCGGCCAGGUCAACGACAGAGACUACAUGGAGAGGAACAACAUUGACGUCAAUGAGAUCUCACGCUACCUGGGCAAGAUGUAUAGUGAGAUGAUCUUUGUCAAUGGCUUCGUGCACUGUGACCCCCACCCUGGCAACGUGCUGGUGCGGAAAUGCCCGGGCACAGGGAAGGCGGAGGUAGUCCUGCUGGACCAUGGGCUCUACCAGGUGCUCACCGAUGAGUUCCGCCUGGAUUACUGCCACCUCUGGCAGUCGCUGAUCUGGACUGACAUGGAGAAGGUGAAGAAGUACAGCCAGCGCCUGGGGGCCGGGGAUCUCUACCCCUUGUUUGCCUGCAUGCUGACUGCCCGGUCUUGGGACUCCGUCAACAGGGGCAUUGGCCAAGCCCCGGUCACUGCCACAGAGGACGCGGAGAUCCGCAACAACGCGGCCAACUACGUCCCCCAGAUCAGCCAGCUCCUCAACCACGUGCCCCGCCAGAUGCUGCUCCUCUUCAAGACCAACGACCUGCUCCGUGGCAUCGAGGCCGCCCUGGGCACCCGGGCCAGCGCCAGCUCCUUCCUCAACAUGGCACGCUGCUGCAUCAGGGCGUUGGCCGUGCACAAGAAGAAGAACAGCCGCUCACUCUUCAGAAGGACACAGAUCUCUUUCAGAGAAGCCUUCAACUUAUGGCAGAUCGACCUUCAUGAACUCAUUCUGCGUGUGAAGGGAUUGAGGUUGGCCAGCUGGGUCUUGGCCCUACUUUGCCGGCUGUUGCCCACUUCAUACUGAGCUGAUCUGCUGUCCCCCUUUCCCUUUCCAGGGUGACUCUGUGGUGGGCAAGUGGAAUUUUCACUCUUCACUCUUCUGUCAUGUCUCCACCCAGGUGCCCUGUGUCUGUCACAUGGUAGCCUGGAGCCCCACAGUCAUUGUCUGUGGCACCAUUAUACUCCACCCUCAGAAUCCCUCUCCUCAACUGUGGCCCUUGUCUCAUAGGCUACACAAGCUGUCCUAUGCAAGAAGUUUCUCUCCUUAUCCAGGGAGAUGGCAUAAACAGUGUUUCCCACUCCUGGUGGGCGCCAUUGGGCUGGAUGUCCCCUUACUUCCGGUAACCAUUCCUCCUGUCAGGAUGGACCAUGAAUCCCACUGACUUCCUACAUGAAUUUCUAUGUUUAACUGAUGGGAGGUUUGAUUUUGUUGGAAGAGAGCAGAGUUUCUGAGCUUGCUCGGAAUGGAUUCCCUCUCCUUGCCCUAUCGUUCCCAGAGGUAUCAUACCUGAGCAAGGUGGCUUGGCAUCUGAGGCAUGAGUUCACUGCUAUUAUGGUGACUACUCUGAUGUUUGAUGUACUGUGUUUCAAUAAAAAUCCCUUCAGGGUUACAGGGAAGGGCUUUGUUGCUGGGAUUUUUAUUCUAGAUCGGGAGUGAAUCCACAUUGGCCGUUAGGUAAGAGUGGGCCUGGAUGCUGUGGGCCACUGUGUUCUACUUGGCACCUGGCCCCUGUCAUCCUUCCAGCCUUUCCCUGUGUGACCACUUCUUGCCCCUUGUAGGUGUUUCUUCCCUUCUAAGACUCUGAGACUUUGGAGAAGUUAAGAAGCCCAACUCAGUUCAGGGCCAGCAACUCAGAGGCUCUGCUGAAACCUCUGACUUGGGUUUCCCUGGGUUCUCACCACAUUCCCUGUGAGCUGGCUUUGUUCUACUCCUCGCUUCCUGCCUUGGGUUCAUCAUUUGAUGCCACCGUCCUGGAGACUGUAGUGUAAGCCUCAACCACUGUGGGUAGGGUUCCACUCUGAAAUCUCCCUGUCGCCUGUCUGGGCUCCAUGUCUCCACGUCUUGCACCUGCCAGAGCUGCCCUGCCCCCACUCACUCAUCCGCUCCUGUUCCUGGGACUUCCCCGAAUUCCUGCUGUCACUCCAGGGAGCCCGAGAGACCCCAUAUUCGGCAGGUCCUUCUAUCACUGAGCUCACGGACAGUCAUUGUAUUUGAGUCUCUCUGAUCUUACUUCACCUCAUUCACAGGGACAGGAAACUGCUAAAUUGGAGCCUCCUCUUCUCUUUAUUCCCAAUACAACAAGCAGAUUUUCCACUGACCAGAGAUGAUUUGCAAUGCCUUUAUUUCCUAAAAGAAUUAAUUGUUCUUGGUGACCAGUUGGAUGCACCCAGAGACCUGAGAGAAUAAUUUGCAAGAUCUUUUAUUAAUCAUGAGGAUACAUGCUGCAUAUUAUAUUUUAUGGUGUCUUUUAUAGCCACUGAAGUAAAUAUAAAUGUCCUUUUUGUUCAAGGUAAUGGUUACUUGCUUUUCACUUUUAGUGUAAUGGUUGGCUUCCUGCUGCCCUGGGAUCUAAAACACCAGCAUGUUACCAGUGAGCCCAGCACCCAGGACAGUUAACAACCAGGGAACCCACCCAGGACAGAGAACCUGAGAGAGUUUGGGGUUUAGGGCAAUCUGAAAGUAGGAGGGAAGUUAGUAGAUGAUUUUUGAGUGUCUUCCUCGGGGAGAGACCGUGCUGGGCUCUUUGUAAAUACGUUACAUCAUUGAAUUGUCCCACCAGCUCUGUGAGAGGGAAGGGUCAUGAAUCUCAUCCUAUAGAAAUGGGAAUCAAGGCUCAGAGAGCCUUAGUAAUUUCCCUAAGGUCACACAGCCCCUAAGUAGGGCUCCACGCUUUGGUUUUUAUUCCCCAGUGCUGUAGAUCUAGAUCACACUCGCUCUUUGGCCUGUCAAAUGUUCCUGAAUCGAGUCUCAAAAACCCCAGUUUCAGGAGGAAUUGGGUUUUCUGUGGAUGUAGCGGGGAGUCCAGUGUAUCCGCGCGGCCCAGGGCAGGAGCUGGCCCACUGUGGCCUGCAUGCAGUUCUGACCCUGGCCUUCCGGAGUCAGGGCCGAGCCCACAGGCUUCAGGCAUAGUUCCUGGAAGACGGUCCUCACUUCAGACACAAGCUGCAGGUGUGGGGGGUUUGCCAGGCCAUGUGAACUUCUGACCAACUGGCUUCAAAUGUGGGCAUUCCCACAUACCCCCAGACUCAGGGAUUUGCUAGAAUGGACUGAGAACUCAGGAAAGUAAUGUACUUGGGAUUACAGUUUGAUCAGGACCAGCCAAAUGGAGAGACACGUAAGGCAAGGUCUAGGAGGAUCCUGAACGCAAAACUUCCACGUCCUCUCCCAUGGCAUCAGGACACGUCACCCUCUCAGCCUAUCGGUGUGUUCACUGAGCCUCAGUGUUAAGGCUCUUUAUUGGGAUUUCCUCACAUAGACACCAUUGACUAAAUCAUUGAUCACAUGAUUGAACUCAGUCUCCAGCCUGCCCUUCUGUCCCCUCCUUGGAGAAGGUGGGCUGAUAUGACCCCUUCCCGGGUCCUCUAGUUAAAACUCAGGUGUGAUCCAAGGGGUGUACCCGGAAAAACAAGGUACUCCUAUGGUUGAGAAAUUCUGAGGAGUUACAGUUAUCUCCCAGGAGCUGCGGACACAGACCAGAUUCUUUAUUAUUUAAUAACCACUCGGGGGUCUUAGUUCUGUCCCCUUGGCCUGAGGUAUGUCUGUAUCGACUGACUGCGUGCCUGUGCCUUCUGGUUGGCUUGGGUGGGGCCAUAUCUGGAGCCCAGAUAUGGUCUCUCUUUCUCUAUUCUGUGGGUCAGCGACAACAUGACUGACCUUCUGGGUGGGACCUUGCUCUGAUCCCUUCUCUCGCCUCUGGAACUUGCCUUGAAUUGAUUUGGACUGGAUGCUUCCCAAUAAAAGCCUGUGACUUUUUUCCUCCCAGCAGUGACAAUGUCACAUUGCAAAGUUACCACCAACUUAUUUUAAAGACUGUUUUCCCUUUUAACACUUAAAUACUUACUCAGUUUAGGUGUGGGCUUCUUUGAUUUGGGCAGCAUGGAUAUUUUUUCCCCUUCCUCUUUUUAGGCAGAGUAGAGAGAAAUGCCAACUCUGUGGCCAUGUGUUCUAGAGCCUCUCCGGUAUGAUGCUCAGUUCAUGGGAAAUUGAGAAUCCGCUAAAUAAACAUGGCAGUAUCUAAAAUCUCAGAAUUCUUUAUCUUCAGGGCUGUUGAAAUCUGUAUAUGAAAAAUAAACUACACGUGGCCCUCCUUCUCCCUUAGGAAUAUUGUGUCUGAUUGUCAUGUUAAUUUUGACAGUACUCCAAGCCCACUCCCCAGGCCUCUAAGAAUGUAUGCAGCCCAUGAAUGUCCUCUCAGAAAGCCAGAGUGGCUCCUAGAGACACCCAAGCAAAUCCCCGGGGCAGGA
This is a messenger RNA of Lutra lutra (Eurasian river otter), 5147 nucleotides long. RefSeq names its product aarF domain containing kinase 1 (gene ADCK1). The record is from RefSeq and is a predicted model, not a curated record. Gene Ontology annotation, cellular component: mitochondrial inner membrane. Gene Ontology annotation, biological process: protein phosphorylation; mitochondrion organization; lipid homeostasis. The transcript is spliced from 11 exons. The coding region runs from base 136 to 1707 and encodes 523 amino acids. Gene Ontology annotation, molecular function: ATP binding; protein kinase activity. NCBI's taxonomy places the organism in Eukaryota, Metazoa, Chordata, Mammalia, Carnivora, Mustelidae.